This is a messenger RNA of Gryllus bimaculatus (two-spotted cricket), 617 nucleotides long. Lineage: Eukaryota; Metazoa; Arthropoda; Insecta; Orthoptera; Gryllidae. The record is from the annotation of a GenBank genome assembly.
UUUAAUGCUGAUAUUAGUGAUCAACAUGUUAAUAGUAAGAAGCAUACAAAUGAGAGAAUGGUGGAAAAGGAGGCAGAGGAAACGGGCCCUGAAAUUGCUUUUUUCACCACAAAUUUCACUUGGAUCAGACAGGGAUCGAGCCCGGGUCCUGGUCCUGGGAGGCGAAUAGUCAACCAAACCGUGACACCGGAACAAUUUAAAAAUGGCUGCCAUGCGGUGCAAGAGAGAGGGAGAGAGGAAAAGUUGAAGAGAAAGGAUUUCAAGUGGAAGGCUUGGUCGGCCAAGCCAGACUUCCAACAAAGACGCUCAAUGUCAAUGUCGCCUGCGCGUCGCAGCGAGGGAGAGAGGGUCCUUCCGAAAUAUUUGGAUGGCGGCGGUGUAGAGGGGACGGACCGGGAGCGGGGCUGUGGAAGGGCGAGGCAGGCGGGGCAGGCGGGGCCGGAAGGCCUCUGUGAACGAAAGGGAAGGAUGAGAGGGAAAAGUAGUAGGAGCAACACGUGGAGGGAGGAUGUCUGAGAUUCUACGGAAGCGCUCAACACGGACGACGUGAAAAUGAUGCAAGAGAUUACGUUGCCCUCCUUGCUGGUGCAGUGGACUUUUAACUGAAAUUUCAAAUU